UGAGGGUUAAGCGAUGGGGAGACCCCUGGUCUUGCUUCUGCUUCUGCUCCUCCUGCAGCAUUUUGGAGAUGGUGACGGAAGCCAAACACUUGCCCAGACGCCUCUCCAGUUUACACGUUUCCAGUACAACGUCACGGUGCACGAGAACUCUGCAGCGAAAACCUAUGUCGGGCAUCCUGUGAAGAUGGGUAUUUACCUUACAAAUCCAUUGUGGGAGUUAAGGUACAAAAUUGUCUCCGGAGACAAUGAAAACCUUUUCAAAGCUGAAGAGUACAUUCUUGGGGACUUUUGCUUUUUAAGAAUAAGGACCAAAGGGGGAAAUACAGCUAUUCUGAAUAGAGAAGUGAAAGACCAUUACACACUGGUCGUCAAAGCCAUUGAAAAAAAUUCUAAUGCCGAAGCCCGAGCAAAGGUCAGGGUGCAAGUGCUGGAUACAAAUGACUUGAGACCUCUCUUCUCUCCCACUUCGUACAGUGUUUCCUUACCUGAAAACACAGCCAUAAGGACCAGCGUUGCAAGGGUCAGUGCCACUGAUGCAGACAUAGGAACCAAUGGAGAGUUUUACUACAGCUUCAAAGACCGAACAGACAUGUUUGCGAUUCACCCAACCAGCGGUGCAGUCGUUUUAACUGGUAGACUCGAUUACGCAGAGACCAAGCUCUAUGAGAUGGAAAUUCUUGCCGUGGACCGUGGGAUGAAACUCUACGGAAGCAGUGGUAUCAGCAGCCUGGCCAAGCUGACCGUCCAUGUGGAGCAGGCCAACAGAUGUGCUCCCGUAAUCACGGCGGUGACGCUGUCCCCGUCAGAGCUGGACAAGGACCCAACAUACGCAAUCAUAACCGUGGAUGACUGCGAUCAGGGUCCCAGUGGGGAAAUAGCUUCCUUAAGCAUUGUGGCCGGUGACCUCCUUCAACAGUUUAGAACGGUGAGGUCCUCCCCGGGGAGCAAAGAAUAUAAAGUCAAAGCAGUGGGUGCCAUCGACUGGGACAGUCAUCCUUUUGGCUACAGUCUGACACUCCAGGCUAAAGAUAAAGGGACUCCUCCCCAGUUCUCUUCUGUAAAAGUCAUUCGUGUGACUUCUCCGCAGUUCAAAGCCGGCCCGGUCAAGUUUGAAAAGGAUGUUUAUAGAGCAGAGAUCAGUGAAUUUGCUCCUUCCAGUACACCCGUGGUCAUGGUGAAGGCCACGCCUAGUUAUUCUCAUUUGAGGUAUGUUUUUAAAAGUACACCCGGAAAAGCUAAAUUCAGUUUAAAUCACAACACGGGUCUCAUUUCUAUUUUAGAACCAGUUAAAAGACAGCAGGCGUCCCAUUUUGAACUUGAGGUAACAACAAGUGACCGAAUAGCCUCCACCAGAGUCUUGGUUAAAGUCUUAAGUGCAAAUAGCAAUCCCCCUGAAUUUACCCAGACCGCUUACAAAGCAUCUUUUGAUGAGAAUGUGCCCAUUGGGACGACGGUCAUGAGUGCGACUGCCAUAGACCCCGAUGAGGGUGAGAAUGGGUAUGUGACCUACAGUAUUGCAAACUUAAAUCACGUGCCGUUCGUCAUUAACCAUUUCACUGGUGCUGUGAGUACUUCAGAAGACUUGGACUAUGAGCUGAUGCCUCGAGUUUACACUCUGAGGAUUCGAGCGUCAGACUGGGGCUUGCCCUACCGCCGGGAAGUAGAAGUCCUUGCCACGGUGACUCUCAAUAACUUGAAUGACAACACACCCUUGUUUGAGAAAAUCAACUGCGAGGGGACGAUUCCCAGGGAUCUGGGUGUGGGGGAGCAAAUAACCACCGUUUCCGCCAUCGAUGCCGACGAACUUCAGUUGGUCCGAUACCAGAUCGAAGCCGGAAAUGAACUAGAUCUGUUUAGCUUAAACCCCAACUCUGGGGUGUUGUCCCUAAAGCAGUCGCUCAUGGAUGGCUUAGGGACCAGGGUGUCCUUUCACAGCCUGAGAAUCACAGCUACAGAUGGAGAAAAUUUCGCCACACCGUUAUACAUCAACCUAACCGUGGCGGCCACCCGCAAGCCAGUACACUUAGAGUGUGAAGAGACUGGUGUUGCCAAAAUGCUGGCGGAGAAACUCCUGCAGGCAAAUAAGUUACACAGUCAGGGAGACGUCGAGGAUGUUUUCUUUGAUUCCCACUCUGUCAAUGCACACGCGCCUCAGUUCAGAAGUACCCUUCCAACUGGCAUGGAGGUAAAGGAAAACCAUCCAGUGGGGUCCAACAUAAUUUUCAUGAAUGCUACUGACCUUGACACUGGCUUCAAUGGAAAACUGGUCUAUGCUAUUUCUGGAGGAAAUGAGGAUAGUUGCUUCAUUAUUGACAUGGAAACUGGAAUGCUAAAAAUUUUAUCGCCCCUUGACCGUGAAACAACAGACAAGUACACCCUGAACAUUACAGUCUCUGACCUUGGUAUACCACAGAAGGCCGCUUGGCGUCUCCUAGACAUCAGAGUUCUGGAUGCCAAUGAUAAUCCUCCGGAGUUUUUACAGGAGAGCUAUUUUGUUGAAGUGAGCGAAGACAAAGAGAUAAAUAGUGAAAUCAUCCAGGUUGAAGCCACAGAUAAAGAUUUAGGGCCCAAUGGACACGUGACCUACUCUAUUCUUACAGACACAGAUAAAUUUUCCAUUGACAGCGUGACUGGAGUUGUUAAAAUUGGGUACCCUUUGGAUCGAGAAGUACAGCACGUGCAUUACUUAAAGAUUGAGGCCAGGGAUCAAGCCCGAGAAGAGCCCCAGUUGCUUUCCACUGUGCUUUUGAAAGUAUCAUUAGAGGAUGUUAAUGACAACCCACCUAAAUUCAUCCCACCUAAUUACCGUGUGAAAGUUCGAGAGGACCUUCCAGAAGGAACCAUAAUCAUGUGGUUGGAGGCCUAUGAUCCUGAUUUAGGUCAGUCUAGCCAAGUGAGAUACAGUCUUCUGGACCACGGAGAAGGACACUUUGAUGUGGAUAAACUCAGCGGAGCAGUCAGAAUUGUACAGCAUUUGGACUUUGAGAAGAAGCAAGUGUAUAAUCUCACUGUGAGGGCCAAAGACAAAGGGAAGCCAGUUUCUCUGUCUUCCACUUGCUAUGUUGAAGUGGAGGUCAUUGACGUGAAUGAGAACUUACACCCACCGGUGUUUUCCAGCUUUGUGGAAAAGGGUGUAGUGAAAGAAGAUGUGCCUAUUGGUUCCUCCGUAAUGACAGUAUCUGCUCAUGAUGAGGACACAGGAAGAGACGGGGAGGUCCGCUACUCCAUUAGAGAUGGGUCCGGUGUUGGUGUUUUCAAAAUAGAUGAAGAAACAGGUGUCCUAGAGACUUCAGAGCGACUGGACCGGGAGUCCACCUCCCAUUACUGGCUCACCGUCUAUGCAGCGGAUCGGGGUGUCGUGCCUCUCUCCUCGUUUAUAGAGAUCUACAUAGAGGUUGAGGAUGUCAAUGACAAUGCACCACAGACGUCAGAACCUGUUUAUUAUCCAGAAAUAAUAGAAAAUUCCCCCAAGGAUGUAUCUGUGGUCCAAAUAGAGGCAUUUGAUCCAGAUUCUAGCUCUAACGACAAGCUGAUGUACAAAAUUACGAGUGGAAAUCCACAAGGAUUUUUUUCAAUACAUCCUAAAACAGGGUCUGACCCCCUGCUUGUAUUUAUCAAGGUGAUAGAUACAAAUGACCAUCGUCCUCAGUUUUCUGCAUCAAAGUAUGAAGUUGUUAUUCCUGAAGACACAGUGCCAGAAACAGAAAUUUUGCAAAUCAGUGCAAUGGAUAAGGAUGAGAAAAACAAGCUAAUCUAUACUCUGCAGAGCAGCAUCGAUCCAUUGAGUCUCAAGAAAUUUCGACUUGAUCCUGCAACAGGCUCUCUCUAUACUUCUCAAACACUUGAUCAUGAAGCCAACCACCAGCAUGUUCUUACAGUCAUGGUGCGGGAUCAAGAUGUCCCUGUAAAACGCAACUACGCACGGAUUGUUGUUCAUGUCAGUGAUACGAACGACCAUGCCCCUUGGUUCACGAGUUCCUCCUAUGAAGGGCGGGUUUAUGAAUCAGCGGCUGUCGGCUCAGUGGUGUUGCAGGUUACAGCUCUGGACAAGGACAAAGGGAAGAAUGCUGAAGUGCUGUAUUCGAUUGAAUCAGGAAAUAUUGGCAAUUCUUUCACAAUUGAUCCCAUCUUGGGCUCUAUAAAAACUGCCAAAGAAUUAGAUCGAAGUAGCCAAGUGGAAUAUGACUUAAUGGUAAAAGCUACAGAUCAAGGCAAUCCACCAAUGAGUGAAAUAGCUUCUGUGCACAUCUUUGUCACAAUUGCGGACAACGCUUCUCCUAAGUUUACAUCAAAAGAAUAUUCUGUGGAAAUCAGUGAAACCGUCGGCAUUGGGAGUUUUGUCGGCAUGGUUACAGCCCACAGUCAAUCAUCGGUGGUGUAUGAAAUAAAAGAUGGAAAUGUAGCCGAUGCUUUUGAUAUUAAUCCACAUUCUGGAAGUAUCAUUACUCAGAAAGCCGUGGAUUUUGAGACUUUGCCCAUUUACACAUUGAUUAUCCAAGGAACUAACAUGGCUGGUUUGUCUACUAACACAACUGUUCUAGUGCACCUACAGGAUGAAAAUGACAACUUGCCGGUCUUUAUGCAGGCAGAAUAUACGGGACUCGUUAGCGAAUCAGCUUCAAUCAACAGUGUGGUCCUAACAGACAAGAAUGUCCCGUUAGUGAUUCGAGCAACUGAUGCUGAUAAAGAAUCCAAUGCUUUGCUUGUUUAUCACAUUGUUGAACCAUCUGUACGCAAAUACUUUGCUAUUGAUUCUAGCACUGGUGCAAUUCAUACGGUGCUGAGUUUGGACUACGAAGAAACAAGUUCUUUUCACUUUACUGUACAAGUGCAUGACAUGGGGACGCCACGUUUGUUCGCUGAGUACGCGGCUAACGUGACCAUCCGUGUAAUCGACAUUAAUGAUUGCCCUCCUGUGUUCUCCAGAUCAUUAUAUGAAGCUUCUCUCUUGCUGCCAACAUACAGAGGAGUAAAAGUCAUCACAGUAAAUGCUACAGAUGCCGAUUCGAGUGCAUUCUCACAGUUAAUGUACUCCAUCACCGAAGGCAACAUCGGGGAGAAGUUUUUUACGGACCCCCAGACAGGAACUAUAACCGUGCAGAACACAACUCAGUUAAGAAGCCGGUACGAGUUAACUGUGAGAGCUUCUGAUGGCAGAUUUGUAAGCUUUACCUCUGUGAAAAUUAACGUGAAAGAAAGCAAAGAAAGUCAACUGAAGUUUACCCAGGAUUUCUACUCCGCAGUAGUGAAAGAGAAUUCCACCGAAGCCAGAACAUUAGCUGUCAUUACUGCCAUUGGGAACCCAAUCAAUGAGCCCUUGUUUUAUCAGAUCCUCAACCCAGACCGCAGGUUUAAAAUAAGCCGGACGUCAGGAGUCCUGUCAACCACUGGCAUACCGUUCGAUCGCGAACAGCAGGAGGCAUUUGAUGUGGUCGUAGAAGUGACCCAAGAACAGAAGCCUUCGGCGGUGGCCCACGUAGUCGUCAAGGUCAUCAUCGAAGACCAGAACGACAAUGCACCAGUGUUUGUCAACCUUCCUUACUAUGCUGUCGUCAAAGUGGACACCGUGGUGGGCCACGUGAUUCGCUACGUUACCGCCGUGGACCGAGACAGCGGCAGAAAUGGGGAAGUGCAUUACUACCUGAAGGAACAUCACGAACAUUUUCAAAUUGGAUCCUCAGGCGAAAUUUCACUGAAAAAGCAAUUUGAGCCUGACACCUUAAAUAAAGAAUACCUCAUCACAGUGGUUGCAAAAGAUGGAGGGAACCCAGCCUUUUCCGCUGAAGUUAUAGUUCCCAUCACUGUUAUGAAUAAAGCCAUGCCUGUGUUUGAAAAGCCUUUCUACAGCGCAGAGGUUCCAGAGAAUAUCCAGAUGCACAGUCCGGUUGUCCACAUACAAGCCAACAGUCCAGAAGGAUUGAAAGUGUUCUACAGCAUCACAGAUGGAGAUCCCUUUAGCCAGUUUACCAUUAACUUCAACACUGGCGUCAUAAAUGUCAUAGCCCCUCUGGACUUUGAGUCCCACCCAGCGUAUAAGCUGAGCAUCCGAGCAACCGACUCCCUGACUGGCGCCCAUGCUGAGGUGUUUGUUGACAUAAUCGUGGAAGACAUCAACGAUAACCCUCCUGUCUUUGUUCAGCAGUCUUACGCCACAACCCUGUCUGAGGCAUCCGUCAUUGGCACGUCUGUCGUUCAAGUUAGAGCAACAGAUUCGGAUUCAGAACCCAAUAGGGGAAUUUCAUACCACAUGUUUGGGAAUCAUAGCAAGAGUCACGAUCAUUUCCACAUAGACAGCAGCACUGGCCUCAUUUCGCUAGUUAGGACUUUGGAUUAUGAGCAGUUCCAGCAGCACAAGGUUUUUGUAAGGGCUGUGGAUGGUGGCAUGCCCCCACUGAGCAGUGAUGUGAUUGUCACUGUGGAUGUCACGGACCUCAACGAUAACCCGCCACUGUUUGACCAGCAGAUUUAUGAAGCCAGAAUUAGUGAGCAAGCUGUUCAUGGGCAUUUCGUGACCUGUGUUAAAGCCUAUGAUGCAGACAGUUCAGACAUAGACAAGUUGGACUAUUCCAUUCUGUCUGGCAACAAUCAUAAGAAUUUUGUCAUUGACAGUGACACGGGGAUUAUCACACUCUCCAACCUGCGCCGGCACACCUUGAAGCCGUUUUAUAGUCUUAACAUUUCUGUUUCUGAUGGAGUUUUCAGGAGUUCAGCUCAGGUUCACAUAACUGUAAUUGGAAGCAAUCUGCACAGCCCUGUUUUUCUUCAGAGCGAAUAUGAAGUGGAGUUAGCCGAAAAUGCUCCCUUACACACCCUGGUGAUUGAGGUUAAAGCAACUGAUGGGGAUUCUGGUAUCUACGGUCACAUUACUUACCAUAUUGUAAAUGACUUUGCCAAAGACCGAUUUUACACAAAUGAGAGAGGCCAGAUAUUUACUCUGGAGAAACUUGAUCGAGAAACCCCAGCGGAGAAGGUGAUCUCGGUUCGUUUAAUGGCCAAGGAUGCUGGAGGAAAGGUUGCUUUCUGCACCGUUAAUGUCAUCCUUACAGAUGACAAUGACAACGCACCCCAGUUUCGAGCAACCAAGUAUGAAGUGGACAUCGGAUCCAGUGCUCCCAAAGGGACAUCAGUCACGAAAGUGCUCGCGAGUGAUGCUGAUGAGGGAUCCAAUGCCGACGUCAUGUAUGCCAUUGAAGCAGAUUCUGAAAGCGUCAAAGAGAAUUUGGAAAUUAACAAAAUGUCUGGCGUAAUAACUACAAGAGAGAGCCUAAUUGGCUUGGAAAAUGAGUUCUUCACUUUCUUCGUGAGAGCUGUGGAUAGUGGGUCUCCAUCCAAAGAAUCUGUUGUUCCCGUCUAUGUGAAAAUACUUCCACCGGAAAUACAACUUCCCAAAUUUUCCGAGCCAUUUUAUACCUACACAGUUUCAGAAGACAUGCCUAUUGGGACAGAGAUCGAUCUCAUCCGAGCAGAACAUGGUGGGACUGUUCUUUACAGCCUGAUCAAAGGGAAUACUCCCGAAAGUAACAGGGAUGAGUUCUUUGUGAUCGACAGGCAGAGUGGCAGACUGAAGCUGGAGAAGAGUCUCGACCACGAGACAACCAAGUGGUACCAGUUUUCCGUACUUGCCAGGUGCACUCACGAUGACUACGAAGUGGUGGCUUCUGUGGAUGUUAGCAUCCAAGUGAAAGAUGCCAACGACAACAGCCCUGUCUUAGAGUCGAACCCAUACGAGGCAUUUAUUGUUGAAAACCUGCCAGGGGGAAGUAGAGUCCUCCAGAUUCGGGCAUCUGAUCUAGAUUCAGGAACCAACGGCCAGGUCAUGUACAGUCUAGAUCAGUCACAAAGUGUAGAAGUCAUCGAAUCUUUUGCCAUUAACGUGGAGACAGGCUGGAUUACAACCCUGAAGGAACUUGACCAUGAAAAGAGAGACAAUUACCAGAUUCAAGUGGUUGCCUCAGAUCACGGUGAGAAGGUUCAGCUGUCCUCCACAGCCAUUGUGGCUGUUACCGUCACUGACGUCAACGACAGCCCCCCGCGGUUCACGGCGGAGAUUUACAAAGGGACUGUGAGCGAAGAUGAUCCCCCGGGCGGUGUCAUUGCCAUCUUAAGUACCACAGAUGCUGACUCUGAAGAGAUGAACAGACAAGUUAAAUAUUACAUCACAGGAGGAGAUCCUUUGGGACAGUUUGCUAUUGAAAAUAUACAGAAUGAAUGGAAGGUCUAUGUAAAGAAACCUCUAGACAGGGAAAAAAGGGACAGUUAUCUUCUGACCAUCACAGCAACUGAUGGGACCUUCUCAUCAAAAGCCAUAGUCGAAGUGAAAGUUCUUGAUGCAAAUGACAACAGUCCAGUGUGUGAAAAGACUUUAUACUCAGACACGAUUCCAGAAGACGCCUUUCCCGGGAAGCUGAUCAUGCAGGUGUCUGCCACAGAUGCGGACAUCCGCUCCAACGCCGAAAUUACUUACACAUUGUUUGGUCCAGGUGCAGAGAAAUUCAAACUAAAUCCAGACACAGGUGAACUGAAAACAUCGGCCCCUCUUGAUCGUGAGGAGCAAGCAGUUUAUAACCUUCUGGUCAAGGCCACAGAUGGAGGGGGCAGAUUUUGUCAAGCUGAUCUUGUGCUCACAUUAGAAGAUGUGAAUGAUAACGCCCCCGAGUUCUCCGCCGACCCGCACACCAUCACCGUGUUUGAGAACACAGAGCCUGGGACGCUGCUGACCAGGGUGCAGGCCACAGAUGCAGACGCAGGACUGAAUCGGAAGAUCUCCUACUCACUGAUUAACUCUGCUGACGGGCAGUUCUCCAUUAAUGAAUUAUCUGGAAUCAUUCAGUUAGAAAAGCCCUUGGAUAGAGAACAGCAGGCUGUGUACACCCUUACUUUGAAAGCUGUAGAUCAGGGUUUGCCAAGGAGGUUGACCGCAACGGGCACUGUUGUUGUGUCCGUUUUGGACAUAAAUGACAACCCUCCUGUGUUUGAGUACCGUGAAUAUGGUGCUGCCGUGUCUGAGGACAUUCUCAUCGGAACAGAAGUUCUUCAAGUGUAUGCGGCCAGUCGGGAUAUUGAAGCAAAUGCAGAAAUCACCUACUCGAUAAUAAGUGGAAAUGAACACGGAAAAUUCAGUAUCGAUUCUAAAACAGGGGCCAUAUUUAUCCUUGAGAAUCUGGAUUAUGAAAGCUCUCAUGAAUAUUACCUGACUGUCGAGGCCACUGACGGAGGCUCGCCUUCAUUAAGUGAUGUUGCAACUGUGAGCAUUAAUGUAACCGAUAUCAACGACAAUUCCCCUGUGUUCAGCCAAGACACCUACACGGCAGUGGUCAGUGAGGAUGCCCCUCUCGAGCAGUCUGUCAUCACGGUUAUGGCUGAUGACGCUGAUGGACCUUCAAACAGCCACAUUCGCUAUUCAAUUACAGAUGGUAACCAAGGAAGUCCAUUUACAAUUGACCCUACCAGAGGAGAGGUGAAAGUGACCAAGCUUCUAGACCGGGAAACAAUUUCAGGUUACACACUCACAGUUCAGGCGUCUGAUAAUGGCAGUCCGCCCAGGGUCAACACGACCACCGUGAACAUCGACGUGUCGGAUGUCAAUGACAAUGCUCCGGUCUUCUCCAAGGGAAACUACAGUGUCAUUAUCCAGGAAAAUAAGCCGGUGGGUUUCAGCGUACUGCAGCUGGUCGUGACAGACAAGGAUUCCUCGCAUAACGGCCCACCCUUCUUCUUUACUGUUGUGAGUGGGAAUGACCACGGGGCCUUCGAAGUGAACCAGCAAGGGGUCCUCCUGACAUCAGCUGACAUAAAGAGGAAGGUGAAAGAUCAUUACCUACUGCAUGUUAAGGUGGCAGAUAAUGGAAAGCCUCCCUUGUCAUCUUUGACAUAUAUUGACAUCAGGGUCAUUGAGGAGAGCAUUUAUCCGCCUGCAAUCUUACCACUAGAGAUUUUCAUUACUGCUUUUGGAGAGGAAUACUCAGGCGGCGUCAUUGGGAAGAUUCACGCAACGGACCAAGACGUGUAUGACACGUUAAGCUACAGUCUGGAUCCCCAAAUGGACAAGCUUUUCUCUGUUUCCAGCACCGGGGGUAAGCUGAUAGCCCACAAAAAGCUAGAUGUAGGGCAGUACCUUCUUAACGUCAGCGUCACCGAUGGGAAAUUUACAACGGUGGCGGACGUCACAGUGCACAUCCGACAGAUCACACAGGAGAUGCUGAACCAGACCAUUGCUAUCCGCUUCGCCAAUCUCACCCCGGAAGAAUUCGUUGGUGACUAUUGGCGCAACUUCCAGCGGGCUCUCCGGAACGUCUUGGGUGUGAGAAGGAACGACAUACAGAUCGUCAGUCUGCAGCCCUCUGAACCUCAUCCACAUCUGGAUGUCUUGCUUUUCGUAGAGAAAUCAGGUAGUGCCCCGGUUUCAACCAAACAACUUCUGCACAAGAUUAAUUCUUCCGUGACCGAUAUUGAGGAAAUCAUUGGUGUGAGGAUACUGGAUGUAUUCCAGAAGCUCUGUGCAGGACUGGAUUGCCCAUGGAAAUUCUGUGACGAGAAGGUGACCGUGGAUGAAAACGUUAUGUCAACGCAUAGCACGGCCAGACUGAGUUUUGUGACUCCACAUCACCACAGAACAGCCGUGUGUCUCUGCAAAGAGGGAAGAUGCCCACUUGUCCAUCACAGAUGUGAAGACAGUCCAUGCCCUGAGGGAUCUGAGUGCGUCUCCGAUCCCAGAGACGACAGAUACACCUGCGUCUGCCCGGGUGGCAGGUUUGGUCAGUGCCCAGGGAGUUCAUCUGUAACAUUUACUGGAAACAGCUUUGUGAAAUACCGUCUAAUGGAAAAUGAAAACAAAUUGGAGAUGAAACUGACCAUGAGGCUCAGAACGUACUCGGCUCACGCGGUUGUGAUGUACGCACGUGGGACUGACUACAGCAUCUUGGAGAUUCAUAACGGAAGGCUACAGUACAAGUUUGACUGUGGAAGUGGUCCUGGCAUCGUGUCUGUGCAGAGCAUUCAAGUCAAUGAUGGGCUGUGGCAUGCCGUGUCUCUAGAAGUGAAUGGAAACUAUGCUAGGUUGGUUCUGGACCAAGUUCACACGGCGUCAGGCACAGCCCCCGGGACCCUGAAAACCCUAAACCUGGAUAACCAUGUGUUUUUCGGUGGCCAUAUCCGUCAGCAAGGCACCAGGCACGGGAGAAGCCCCCAAGUCGGGAACGGUUUCAGGGGCUGUAUGGACUCCAUUUACUUGAAUGGGCAGGAGCUCCCUCUGAAUAACAAGCCGAGAAGCCACGCGCACAUUGAAGAAUGGGUGGACGUCUCUCCUGGGUGCUUACUAACAGCUACCGAAGACUGCUCAAGCGACCCUUGCCAGAACGGAGGCAUUUGCCACCCCUCGCCUCCUGGAGGUUAUUACUGCAAAUGCAGCGCCCUGUACAUAGGGACAUACUGUGAGUUGAGCGUCAACCCGUGUUCCUCCAACCCGUGUCUUUAUGGUGGCACGUGCAUCGUGGACAACGGGGACUUUCUGUGUCAGUGCAGAGGAUUAUACACCGGUCAGAGGUGCCAGCUUAGCCCUUACUGCAAGGAUGAGCCCUGUAAAAAUGGUGGAACGUGCUUUGACAGUUUGGACGGUGCUGUCUGUCAGUGUGAUUCGGGUUUUAGGGGAGAAAGGUGUCAGAGCGACGUUGACGAGUGUGCCACCAGCCCCUGCCGCAACGGGGCUCUGUGUGAGAACACGCACGGCUCCUAUCACUGCAACUGCAGCCAAGAGUACAAGGGCAGACACUGUGAGGACGCCUCGCCCAAUCAGUACGUGUCCACUCCCUGGAACAUCGGACUGGCCGAGGGCAUAGGCAUUCUCGUCUUCGUAACGGGGAUAUUUUUGCUGGUGGUGGUGUUUGUCCUCUGCCGCAAGAUGAUCAGUCGGAAGAAGAAACAGCAGGCUGAACCCGAGGACAAGCACCUGGGCCCCAGCACCGCUUUCUUGCAAAGACCGUAUUUCGAUGCAAAGCUCAAUAAGAACGUUUACUCAGACAUACCCCCCCAGGUGCCUGUCCGUCCUAUCUCCUACACUCCAAGCAUUCCGAGCGACUCCAGGAACAACCUGGACCGCAAUUCCUUUGAAGGAUCUGCCAUCCCAGAGCAUCCGGAGUUCAGCACCUUUAACCCCGAGUCUGUGCACGGACACCGGAAAGCCGUGGCCGUCUGCAGCGUGGCCCCAAACUUGCCUCCACCGCCGCCUUCAAACUCCCCUUCCGACAGCGACUCCAUACAGAAACCCAGCUGGGACUUCGACUACGACACUAAGGUAGUGGACCUCGAUCCCUGUCUCUCCAAGAAACCCCUGGAGGAAAAGCCUUCCCACCCAUACAGCGCCCGGGAAAGCCUGUCGGAGGUGCAGUCCCUCAGCUCCUUCCAGUCCGAGUCGUGCGAUGAUAAUGGGUAUCACUGGGAUACAUCGGAUUGGAUGCCCAGCGUUCCUCUACCAGAUAUACAAGAGUUCCCCAAUUACGAGGUCAUUGACGAGCAGACCCCUCUGUACUCAGCAGAUCCAAAUGCCAUCGACACAGACUAUUACCCUGGAGGCUACGACAUUGAGAGCGAUUUCCCACCACCACCAGAAGACUUCCCCGUGCCUGACGAACUGCCCCCCUUGCCUCCGGAAUUCAGCGACCAGUUUGAGUCCAUACACCCUCCCAGAGACAUGCCCGCCGCAGGUAGUCUGGGCUCUUCCUCGAGAAACCGGCAGAGGUUCCACUUGAAUCAGUAUCUGCCCAAUUUCUAUCCCGUCGAUAUGUCUGAACCUCAAAAAACAGGCCCCGGCGAGAACAGUACGUGCAGAGAACCCUAUGCCCCCUACCCUCCAGGGUAUCCCAGAAACUUUGAAGCUCCUCCUGUAGAAAACAUGCCCAUGUCUGUGUAUACCUCCACGGCCUCCUGCUCUGAUGUGUCGGCGUGCUGUGAAGCAGAGUCCGAGGUCAUGAUGAGUGACUAUGAGAGCGGGGAUGACGGUCACUUCGAAGAGGUGACGGUCCCUCCGCUGGAUGCCCAGCAACACACGCAGGUCUGACGCUCAGACUCCCCCCCAAAGUGCCUGGACUUUAACGAACCUGGAGAUUAUCAUAUAAAUGAUCUUCCACAUCGUUCUCUGCAGCAGUGCUUCAGUGCUUUUUUUUUUUUUUUUUUUCCCGUGAGCUAAAAUGGGCAUGGCUGCACUGAGUCACGCACCUCUUGACAAGUUCGCCAUUUCCGGUGUCCAUACCUACUGUAACGGGAGGGGGAUUUCCUUUGGCCGUGCCAUUUCUGAACACCUGUGUGCAUUUACAUUGGUCUGUUAAAAUAAUGAAACGAAAAAUCAGCCCUAUCAUCUUGUUAGCAUGAUUCAUGUAUUUAUAUAGAUUUGAUUUUAAUUUUCCUUUUUUUUUGUAAAUUUUAUGUACAGAUUUGAUUUUUCAUAGUUUUAACUAGAUUUUCAAGACAUAUGGUGCAUUUGUUUUUGACCGAAAUUUGGUGGUGUUAGCGUCAUUACCUAGCACCCUGAUUUUUUAAUACAACCAGGGUUUCAUUGUGUCCUCUUCCAUUGAAGUAUGACAUUCCAUUAAGACAUUUCAGUAUUAGUCCUUCAUUUCUAGCUGUACAUAGGAGGAGGAAAGAUCUUGUACAUGGACAUGUCUUAAAUGGGUUACUGUAUUUUAGAAUUAUAAACAUUUUUCAUUACUGGAAAGUGUAAUGGGGACCUUCUGCAUACCUGUUUAGAACCAAAACCAUCACGACACAGUUUUUAUAGUGUCUGUAUAUUUGUGAUGCAACGGUCUUGUAAAGGUUUUUACUGAAAACUACCAUUAGCCAGUCUUUCUUACUGACAAUAAAUUAUUAAUAAAAUA
Molecule: messenger RNA, 13865 nt
Organism: Leptonychotes weddellii (Weddell seal)
Lineage: Eukaryota; Metazoa; Chordata; Mammalia; Carnivora; Phocidae
Source: RefSeq, a predicted model, not a curated record